AUGAUUGGUUAUGUUGAUAAAGGAAAGAUUGCAUUUUUAUAUUUAAUCCCUUGGGGACGGGAACCAUAUAUAUGUGGUUUGGGUGUGAAUCAACCUAUAAUUAGCUUGGAUCCAUUAACUCUGUUCUCUCUUCUUACGUCAUCACGACGUUCUCCUCAAGCACGGGCAGCAAUUAGAACACUUGAAAGCAAUGAGAUGUUUUAUGAUGCAGAGUCUGAAGAUGAAAUAGAUUCAGAAACUGAAGACGGAUCUGAAAUUGGUGAAGAUAGUAGUUCGGAUUCAGGAAGUAACAUGGAGAUAUCGGAUGAUGAUAAUAAUUUCUCAUCUAAUCGUUUGAGCCACUCUUCAAGUUCAAGAUCAUGGUAG
Rotaria sp. Silwood2 is the source of this 366-nucleotide messenger RNA. NCBI's taxonomy places the organism in Eukaryota, Metazoa, Rotifera, Eurotatoria, Philodinida, Philodinidae. The record is from the annotation of a GenBank genome assembly.